AUGGACUCCAACCCCGACACAGCAGGCAACCCGCAAGACCUCGAAGAUCAGUUCGACGGCGAGACAGCGGACAACGCGCAGGAGAUUGAGAUGCACUUCGCGGAGAAGACAGCCGAGUAUCUCAAUGCAUAUGAAAAGCUCCUCGGCGCGGUCCCGCCGAGGCAGGUCAAGCUCUCACCCAUCGACGCCGAGCUCCUCGACUCCUUCUUGGACUUCUUCCCAGAGUACAAGCUCGACGCUGCGCUCGCAUUAUUGGACGAGGACGAGAUGAAAUCGAUGAGCGGUAAGGAGCGAUGGAGGAGCUUCACCAUGCCUUAUGAGAGCCGUGUGGAGGACUUCAACUUCGGGACACUGGUCCGAAGGAAUGCGAUUGCGGAUGAGCCGUAUGGGCAGGACAACUGCAUCUUGGUCACGCGCGUCCAGUUCUUGGCCAUUGAGAUCGCCCGUAACAGAGCUGGUCUCAACGACAAGGUCUACAACGCGGCGCAGGCGGCGAUGGCUGUUAGCUCGUAA
This is a messenger RNA of Dioszegia hungarica, 513 nucleotides long. RefSeq names its product cytoplasm protein. Gene Ontology annotation, cellular component: cytoplasm. The coding region runs from base 1 to 513 and encodes 170 amino acids. The transcript is spliced from 5 exons. The record is from RefSeq and is a predicted model, not a curated record. NCBI's taxonomy places the organism in Eukaryota, Fungi, Basidiomycota, Tremellomycetes, Tremellales, Bulleribasidiaceae.